AUGUCACCAAGAAAUAAUCUUCCAUUCAGAUUUCAAACAUCUUCUCAGAUGUCAUCUCUUGUUGCUUUAGAUGAACCAGUUACUAGUUCCCUUGAACUAUCAUCACCUUCUAACACCUUCCAAGGCUUAAAAGUCUUUGGUUGGAUUGCAACUAUGAAGAUAAAGUUUUCAACUGCUAAUGAAUUAAUGGCAGGAAUUGUCUUGAUCUUUUUUGCUGGAAAAGUAUUCGUGUUUCUGGAUGGAUUUUGCAACUCGCUCGCCUUUUCUGGUGUUGUUAGUUUUUGCUUUGUGUACGGUAUGUUCUUAAGCUGCUGGUGUCUCUUUUGUUGCUGGGAUGAUGCGGCUGUAGAUGUUUUAACGGUGUACCUUGUUUAUGAUAUGAUGGUGUUCUGA
This is a messenger RNA of Vicia faba (fava bean), 393 nucleotides long. NCBI's taxonomy places the organism in Eukaryota, Viridiplantae, Streptophyta, Magnoliopsida, Fabales, Fabaceae. The record is from the annotation of a GenBank genome assembly.